UUUUUAGCAGGUCAACUCACCGGUUGCAAGUCAGCACGGAAGUAUAGAACUGGAAAUAGACCUUUGUAACAAAUCAGAAACACCACAUAAGAACAGGACCACAUCGAAAUCAAGCCGUGGUGAUUCACCAUGGACGGUGGCAAGAAAGUGUGGGUGCCACAUACGGCUGAUGGUUUCAAACUAGGACGAAUCACAGACAUAGGAUCAGACAACAUCUCUAUAGAACCCUUUGAUGCCCCAGGGACUACGAUCCACUCUGUGUAUGACCGCGUGUUCCCUGCUGAAGAGUAUGAUAACAAAGAUGUCGCCGACAACUGUGGCCUUAUGUACCUCAAUGAGGCUACACUGCUCCACAACCUCAGGAUCCGCUACAUGAAAAAUAUGAUCUAUACCUACACUGCCAACAUCCUGAUCGCCCUGAAUCCUUACUAUGAGGUACCAGAUCUAUACACCAAUGCCACCAUCCAAAAGUACCAGGGCAAGUCUCUGGGGACCAUGCCCCCUCACGUGUACGCUAUAGCUGACAAGGCUCUAAGAGACAUGAAGGUGACCAAGUUAAGUCAGUCUAUCAUCGUCAGUGGAGAGUCAGGAGCUGGGAAGACAGAGUCUACCAAGUACAUACUCAAGUACCUGACCAUGUCACGAGGGCAGAGCAGUGGACAGAUUGAACAGAGGAUAUUAGAAUCUAAUCCGUUAUUAGAAGCCUUUGGAAAUGCCAAGACCAUGCGGAACAACAACAGUAGUCGAUUUGGAAAAUUUAUAGAGAUCCAUUUCAGUGGCAAGGAUUUGAUGAUGUUGGCUGGAGGAUUUAUUUCCCAUUACCUGUUGGAAAAGUCGAGGAUUUGUGUCCAGAGCUCCAACGAGAGGAAUUACCAUAUCUUCUAUAGAUUGUGUGCUGGUGCCCCAGACGAUCUCUACCAGAAACUCAAACUGGCACCACCAGACCAUUUCCGUUACUUGAAUCGUGGAUGUACACAGUAUUUCUGUGGUCGCCAGUCUGACAAAGCAAUGUCACAGGGCAGGAAGAGUAAGCAGUACCUGAAGGAUGGCAGUCUUUCUGACCCUGUGAUUGAUGACGUACAGAACUUUAAGAUUUGUGAUGAUGCCAUGAAACAUCUGGGUUUCUCAGAUGUGGACCGUUUGUCUGUGUACAAGCUGGUCGCAGGGGUACUCCACCUAGGAAAUAUUGGCUUUGAGGAAAACCAUGAAGAUACAAAAGGUGGUUGUAAAGUUGUGGGUGGGAGUGAGGUCGCACUAGGUGCUGCUGCUGAACUGCUGGCCCUGGACAAGGAAGAGCUAAGGGAAGCUCUAAUGAGCCGUAUCAUGCAGGCUGCCAAAGGAGGGUCAAAGGGCACUAUCAUUAAGGUUCCCCUGAAGGUGGGCGAGGCCUCUAAUGCUAGAGAUGCUUUAGCCAAGUCCAUCUAUUCACGGCUGUUUGACUUCAUUGUGAGCAGCAUCAACAAGUCCAUCCCCUUCAGCUCUUCUGUCAGCUUCAUCGGCUUGCUGGACAUUGCUGGAUUUGAGUAUUUCCAGGUGAACAGCUUUGAGCAGUUUUGUAUUAACUAUUGUAAUGAGAAACUCCAACAAUUCUUCAAUGACAGAAUCCUCAAGGAGGAACAAGUAUUAUAUGAAAAAGAAGGCCUGAAUGUGAAGAAGAUUGAAUGGACAGACAACAAGGAUUGUAUUGAUCUGAUUGAAAUGAAGGGGUGCGGUAUAUUUGACUUGCUGGAUGAGGAAAGUAAACUGCCCCAGCCAAAACCAGACCACUUUACUAUGGAGGUUCACAACCGCAACAAGAAACAUUUCAGACUCAGUCUGCCACGCAAAUCUAAACUGAAAAUGCAUCGUGAUGUCAGAGACGAGGAGGGAUUCCUUAUCCGCCAUUUUGCUGGUGCUGUCUGCUACCACACGGUACAAUUCAUAGAAAAGAACAAUGACGCAAUGCAUGCGUCACUGGAGUUCCUCAUACAAGACAGUAAGAAUGAACUCCUCAAGAAGAUGUUUGAGGGAGUCAAGGUUUCAUCAGGGAAACUCAAUUUCAUCAGUAUCGGCAGCAAGUUCCGUUCCCAGCUGGUUAUCCUAAUGGAGAAACUCAAGGCCACGGGAACCAACUUCAUCCGAUGUAUCAAACCCAAUUUGAAAAUGGUGGAUCACAUGUUUGAGGGUGCCCAGAUUCUUAGCCAGCUCGAGUGUUCAGGAAUGAACUCCGUCUUAGAUCUGAUGCAGCAGGGUUUCCCAUCACGUACUCAGUUCAGCGAACUCUACAACAUGUACAAACGCUAUCUUCCUCCAGAGCUGGCUCGCCUGGAUCCUCGCCUCUUCUGCAAGGCACUGUUCAAAGCUCUUGGACUGGAUGACAAAGACUUCAAGUUUGGACUCACCAAGGUGUUUUUUAGACCUGGGAAGUUUGCUGAGUUUGAUCAGCUGAUGAAAAGUGACCCCGAGAACCUGGCAACCCUGGUGAAGAAGGUGAAACGCUGGCUGAUCUGUUCUCGGUGGAAAAAGGCACAGUGGUGUGCAUUAUCUGCCAUCAAAUUAAAGAACAAGAUCUUAUGGCGUCGUGAGCAGAUCGUCCGUCUCCAGAAGACUGUCAGGAUGUGGAGGGAUGUACGCAAAUUCAAGCCGAAGUAUAAGAUGAUAACCAAGGUGGUAGCCUCACAAGGUCAAAUGACUGAGAUGUCUAAGAUUGUAUCACAGCUCAAGAAAGAUAAAGAUGCUGCAACAAAGCAGGUUGAGAGCAUACAAACAGCCUUUCAUUCCUUCAUUGCCAAGAUCAGGAAGACCGAUAUCAGCCCUGUGGAAAUGGAGAAAACAUAUAACAACUUGCUCACACAGAUGGAUCAAAACACACAAGGUAUACGCAAACUGCUGGAGAAACAGAAAAUCAAGGAAGAGGAAGAUCGGCUUCGCAAGAUACAGGAAGAGAUGGAAAGAGAGAAAAAGAGGAAAGAAGAAGAGGAAAGAAAGAAAAGAGAAGAGGAGGCAGAGAGGAAGCUGAAGGUGGAGAUGGAGGCUAAGAGGAAACGUGAAGAGGAGGAGCAGAAGAAGAAAGCUGAAGCAGACCGUUUGGAACGAGAGAAGAUGAAGACCUUACUGGCCAAGGAGGCAAAUGAGAACAAAGAAAGACAACAACAGCUGGAACAGGAGCACAGAGACAGAGAACUGGCUUUGCGUCUUGCUAUGGAGGACCAGAAUGCUGUGGAGGAUGUGGUGGUACCCCCGCUACAGAGCACUACAAAAGAAAGGUCUGCGGAGGUCCAGGCAGCCCGUACAGCCCUGCUGUCAAAGAAAUAUGACCUGUCCAAAUGGAAGUAUGCCGAUCUACGGGACACCAUCAACACCUCAUGUGAUAUUGAGCUGCUAGAUGCCUGCAGAGCAGAAUUCCAUCGAAGAUUAAAAGUGUACCAUGCCUGGAAGUCGAGGAACAAGAAGACCAAUGACAAUACGCCAGAUGAGCGGGCUCCCAAGGAUUUGGUGGAAAAUGCAGAGGCCAUGGCGGCAGCUACUGGACAAUCGAUUAACCAGAAACCCAACAUCAACACCAAACAGGAUGCUGUCCAGAGGUUUUUCCGUAUACCAUUUGCACGUCCCUCUGACGAUUUCCGUGACAACCCCACAGGGAAGAAACAUGGGAUGUGGUGGGCACACUUUGAUGGUCAAUGGAUUGCAAGACAGAUGGAAAUGUACCCUGAAAAACAGCCGAUAAUCCUGGUAUCAGGUGUGGACGACAUGCAGAUGUGCGAGCUGAGUCUAGAAGAGACAGGAUUAGGACGAAAGAAGGGAGCAGAAAUUCUAGGAAAGGACUUUGAAGCUGAAUGGAUAAAGAAUGGCGGGAAAGAGUAUUUGAAGAAGCAUGCCCAGAAGCUGUCCUCACAAUUCCUGAGGAAACGGCAGGGCCUGUCAAAUUGAGGAAUCGCAUCAUAGAGGCUCAAAUUUUACACUUUAGCUCACUAACUCUUUAAAUGCGUGCUUUACACUUGAUGUUCAAGGAGGGAACCAAUGGAAGUUACUUGGACCAGGGUCAGAAAAUAACAACUACGGAGGUUCCAUGGCCCCAAGGACCAGGCACAGAUGAAAAUUUCUUACGAACUACACUGAAAUGAUCAGUCCUACCAAUGUUGUCUACUGGUGUACAAUAAAACCUGUCUAUAAAGGCCUCUCAAGGGGAAAGAGGAAAAUGACCUUAAUUGGCAGGUACCCUUUGUAAUGAAGUUGAUAUAGUGUUACAUUGGGAAGUGAAACAUGAGGCCUUUAUAGACAGGUUUUGAUUGUAUACAACUCCUUGGUUCUAAUGGGCCUUGGACCAGAUUUGGGGUUGGAAAUAUAGUCAUCUUAGUGUUUAUGGUCCCCAGGACUGGAUAAUUAGGUCGGCGAUGUAACCAGUUCUGUAGAUGUAUGGUCCCCAGGACUGGAUUAUUAGGUCGGCGAUGUAACCAGCUCUGUAGAUGUAUGGUCCCCAGGACUUGAUUAUUAGGUCGGCGAUGUAACCAGUUCUGUAGAUGUACGGUCCCCAGGACUGGAUUAUUAGGUCGGCGAUGUAACCAGCUCUGUAGAUGUAUGGUCCCCAGGACUUGAUUAUUAGGUCGGCGAUGUAACCAGUUCUGUAGAUGUACGGUCCCCAGGACUGGAUUAUUAGGUCGGCGAUGUAACCAGUUCUGUAGAUGUACGGUCCCCAGGACUGGAUUAUUAGGUCGGCGAUGUAACCAGUUCUGUAGAUGUACGGUCCCCAGGACUGGAUUAUUAGGUCGGCGAUGUAACCAGUUCUGUAGAUGUACGGUCCCCAGGACUGGAUUAUUAGGUCGGCGAUGUAACCAGUUCUGUAGAUGUACGGUCCCCAGGACUGGAUUAUUAGGUCGGCGAUGUAACCAGUUCUGUAGAUGUACGGUCCCCAGGACUGGAUUAUUAGGUCGGCGAUGUAACCAGUUCUGUAGCUGUACGGUCCCCAGGACUGGAUUAUUAGGUCGGCGAUGUAACCAGUUCUGUAGAUGUACGGUCCCCAGGACUGGAUUAUUAGGUCGGCGAUGUAACCAGUUCUGUAGAUGUACGGUCCCCAGGACUGGAUUAUUAGGUCGGUGAUGUAACCAGUUCUGUAGAUGUACGGUCCCCAGGACUGGAUUAUUAGGUCGGCGAUGUAACCAGUUCUGUAGAUGUACGGUCCCCAGGACUGGAUUAUUAGGUCGGCGAUGUAACCAGUUCUGUAGAUGUACGGUCCCCAGGACUGGAUUAUUAGGUCGGCGAGGUAACCAGUUCUGUAGAUGUAUGGUCCCCAGGACUUGAUUAUUAGGUCGGCGAUGUAACCAGUUCUGUAGAUGUACUGUCCCCAGGACUGGAUUAUUAGGUCGGCGAUGUAACCAGCUCUGUAGAUGUACGGUCCCCAGGACUGGAUUAUUAGGUCGGCGAUGUAACCAGCUCUGUAGAUGUACGGUCCCCAGGACUGGAUUAUUAGGUCGGCGAUGUAACCAGCUCUGUAGAGCUGUGUCCAGAUCAGACAAGCUACUACAUCUUGGUAGACCCUGGUGCUUAAGAGCAGCCAACUUAACAAACUAUUUAUUUUUAUGCUUAUUUUCUGCAGAGAUCGUGUAGGUUUUAUGUUGUAGUAUAACUGUUGUAGUCUUACUUGGGUUAUCCAAAGAAAUCCGAACACAUAAGAUAUCUUUGUCUCUUUGAUAGAUGGUACAGCAUUCCAAAGGAAAUAUUCUCUAAGGAUAAAAUAUAGUGACAUAUACAUAUAUAUAUACUAAAGCUUUUGUACAAGGGAGAAUAGGUAAACUCAUUCUUAGAGUGUUUGGACUUGUAUCUGAGAUAGACCGUCACUUGUCUGGACUGACAUCUGAGAUAGACCGUCAUGUGUCUGGACUGACAUCUGAGAUACGCCGUCACGUGUCUGGACUGACAUCUGAGAUACGCCGUCACGUGUCUGGACUGACAUCUGAGAUACGCCGUCACGUGUCUGGACUGACAUCUGAGAUACGCCGUCACGUGUCUGGACUGACAUCUGAGAUACGCCGUCACGUGUCUGGACUGACAUCUGAGAUACACAGUCACGUGUUUGGACUGACAUCUGAGAUACACCAUCAAGUGUCUGGACUGACAUCUGAGAUACACCGUCACGUGUCUGGACUGACAUCUGAGAUACGCCAUCAUGUGUCUGGACUGACAUCUGAGAUACACCAUCAUGUGUCUGGACUGACAUCUGAGAUACACCGUCACGUGUCUGGACUGACAUCUGAGAUACACCGUCACGUGUCUGGACUGACAUCUGAGAUACACCGUCACGUGUCUGGACUGACAUCUGAGAUACACCAUCAUGUGUCUGGACUGACAUCUGAGAUACACCAUCAUGUGUCUGGACUGACAUCUGAGAUACACCGUCACGUGUCUGGACUGACAUCUGAGAUAGACCGUCACGUGUCUGGACUGACAUCUGAGAUAGACCGUCAUGUGUCUGACAUGUAUUGUUAAGAUAUUGAGGCAACCCUUUACUUUAGUUAAGGAGAGUUUUUUUAUAACUGGUGAGGGUGGGUUUUUUUGUUCUGUAUCUGUUUUUCUUUGUAACUUGAGUUACUGUGAGUAACUGAGUUACUUGUAAUACACAAUGUAUUUUGUUAAGAAGAUUUAAAGCUUUAAAGCUAUUUUUCAUUUUCCUAUAACUAUGUCUUUACAGAGAAUUUAUAUUUUAGUGAGAGAAUGAAAGAAAUGGGCUGUGCUAAUUUAUUAUUAUUUUUGAAGAAUCAAUUGUUGUUCAUAGACAUUUUACAAUUUUAUCUUGACUCGAAUGUUACAGUUAGAUAUAUUGUUAAAGUUUGGAAUAUGUUUGUUGUUCAGUACGAUUCCUGUCAAGGUUAUUGUUAACUACUAAAUUGUUUGGAGCUAUUAUACAUAACUACUGGCCUUGAAACUCUGUUGGUUAUGUCAUUUAACUACUCGACAGAGACAUUCUACUGGCCCUUCAGACUGACCGAUAAAUUCUACUGGCCCUUCAGACUGACCGAUAAAUUCUACUGGCCCUUCAGACCAGCCAUGACAUUCUGAUGUCCCUUCAGACCAACCGAGACAUUCUAAUGUCCCUUCAGACCAACAGAGACAUUCUAAUGUCCCUUCAGACCAACAGAGACAUUCUAAUGUCCCUUCAGACCAACUGAGACAUUCUAAUGUACCUUCAAACCAACAGAGACAUUCUAAUGUCCCUUCAGACCAACCGAGACAUUCUAAUGUCCCUUCAGACCAACAGAGACAUUCUAAUGUCCCUUAAGACCAACCGAGACAUUCUAAUGUCCCUUCAGACCAACAGAGACAUUCUAAUGUACCUUCGGACCAACAGAGACAUUCUAAUGUACCUUCAGACUAACAGAGACAUUCUAAUGUCCCUUCAGACCAACCGAGACAUUCUAAUGUCCCUUCAGACCAACAGAGACAUUCUAAUGUCCCUUCAGACCAACAGAGACAUUCUAAUGUCCCUUCAGACUAACUGAGACAUUCUAAUGUACCUUCAGACCAACAGAGACAUUCUAAUGUCCCUUCAGACCAACCGAGACAUUCUAAUGUCCCUUCAGACCAACAGAGACAUUCUAAUGUCCCUUAAGACCAACCGAGACAUUCUAAUGUACCUUCAGACCAACAGAGGCAUUCUAAUUUAAUGUCCCUUCAGACCAACAGAGACAUUCUAAUGUACCUUCGGACCAACAGAGACAUUCUAAUGUACCUUCAGACUAACAGAGACAUUCUAAUGUCCCUUCAGACCAACAGAGACGUUCUAAUGUCCCUCCAGACUAGCGGAGACAUUCUAAUGUCCCUUCACACCAACUGAGACAUUCUAAUGUCCCUUCAGACCAAACGAGACAUUCUAAUGUCCCUUCAGACCAACAGAGACAUUCUAAUGUCCCUUCAGACCAAACGAGACAUUCUAAUAUACCUUCAGACCAAACAAGACAUUCUUAUGUCCCUCCAGACUAGCGGAGACAUUCUAAUGUCCCUUCAGACCAACAGGGACAUUCUAAUGUCCCUUCAGACCAACUGAGACAUUCUAAUGUCCCUUCAGACCAACAGAGACAUUCUAAUGUCCCUUUAGACCAACAGAGACAUUCUAAUGUCCCUUCAGACCAAACGAGACAUUCUAAUGUCCCUUCAGACCAACCGAGGCAUUCUAAUGUCCCUUCAGACCAACAGAGACAUUCUAAUGUCCCUUCAGACCAACCGAGACAUUCUAAUGUCCCUUCACACCAACUGAGACAUUCUAAUGUCCCUUCAGACCAACCGAGACAUUCUAAUGUCCCUUCAGACCAACCGAGACAUUCUAAUGUCCCUUCAGACCAACAGGGACAUUCUUAUGUGUCCCUUCAGACCAACAGAGACAUUCUAAUGUCCCUCCAGACUAGCGGAGACAUUCUACUGGCCCUUGCCCCCAUAGAAUUUGGACAUUUCCUUACUGGUCAAAUCUUUUAGACAACAUUCUAUUGACCAGGACUUCAGACAUGUCCAUACAAAGAAAUAUUUCGGACAUAACUCAGUAUUGCAAGUGUGUAGACAAAACUCGACUGUCUGCUGUGGAAAUGUUAUGUAGUGACCGAGACUUUAGACAUGGCCCUAUCAUACAUGUAAACAAAGAUUUCAGACAUUUCCUUAGAAGUCAAGUCUGUAGACAAAACAAUUUACGUUCUACAACAGUGAUGUAACAGAUGUGUUACAUCACAACAUAAAAGUGCCCAACAGCAAAGUGUUUGUUUUUGAAAAAAAUACUGAAAUUUGAGUGAAUUUUGGAGUUUAGUUGUGACUUUUCCUCUGGCCCUUUCUUUAAUCCUGAUGGCCAAGUCUUCAGACAAAACUUGGGUCAGUGUUUAUGCUGGCAUCAAGUUAUGUAGUGUGUGAUUCUUUAGUACUUACAGAGAAAACCAUGUCUCGUAGUUUAGAUUGCAGUAAAGAUUCCUCCAGUGUAUAAUUUGUUAUAUUUUGUUACACAUAUCAGAAAGAGGAUGAUCUUUUUAACAAAGAAAUUAAAUUGCACUGAAGUGAUUGAAUUUGUGUUUUUACAAACAUAAAUGAGAAAUGCAUGAAUUUUUCCACCGUCCAUCAAGACUUACAUUAAAAAGUGCCUCAAAAGAAAUUCUGUCCAGGUGUCGUGUAAUCCUUUGUACAUGUAAGAUCUGUAUUUUUUAGCUGUACAUUUAACAUAUCCUCUAUAACUGUCUCAUACCCAAGGUCAUGACCCCAGACAUCACACCCAAUUGACAGGCAUUGUUGGAUGACUAGGCUCAAUGGAGCCAGUUACAUAUAGAGUUAAAAUUAUUGGCAUCAAAUAAAACCAUUUCAGUUUUGGAUUAUUCUGGUACAAGUGAGAAAUUGUAAGAUAUAUUUGAUAUGUUGGAUGAUGAAUGUUAAUGGAUUCUAGUUAAUAGGUCCACUUGCUGUGUUGUUUUUUAUGGUUGUGAAAUUGUUUACUUAAAAGGUAUCAUGUUGUUACUGGUGUGUAAUGCAGGUUUUGAUAAAAAAUGACAAAGAUUUGGUGUAAUGUUAACAUAUGUGAUACCACUCGUUAUGGCUAGCCAGUUUUGGUGUAAUGUUUACAUGUGAUACCACUCAUUAUGGCUAGCCAGUUUUGGUGUAAUGUUUACAUGUGAUACCACUCGUUAUGGCUAGUUCCUACAAACAGUAGAGGUAAAUGCUGCAUACAAACAUGGUGACAUGUUUAUCAUUCUCCAAAUUCAAGGGUUUAGUCCUCAAAAGUCAUCGCUUCAGACAGUGUACACGAAGUCACCUCUUCAGAGUGCGUACAGCCUACACGAAGUCAUCCCCUCAGGGAGGACACAACCCCUGGACUUUUGAGGAUGCCCAGUACUGGUCAUCUUGUUCUGGUUGUUAAUUGUCAGCUAUUUUCAUUACACAUCCCCAGCUGAUAUUGUAGCUUCACAAAAGCUGUACUGAUUCUGUAAGACUUUAAAGAAACACUGAAUUUGAAUUGUUCUGUUGAGGUUUUCAUAAAAAUAAUUUUAAGAACAGAAAACAAAGUAAUGUAUCAUUGAGAUAUCAAUAACUAAUAUGGGGAAUAGUAAAAAUAUCUGUAUUUUUGUUUUUAUUUGUAUAUAGGAACACUGCUAAUUUUUAAUGGCUGGGUUUUGCACUGUUUGGUUAAAUCCUAUAUUUGACCCUUAUUAAAUUAUCAGGAUGUACCAUUAUAAUACCACACAUAGCACAAUGUGAUCGGGCUCGCAGACAAUAGUGAUCAGGCUCGCAGACAAUAGUGAUCAGGCUCGCAGACAAUAGUGAUCAGGCUCGCAGACAAUAGUGAUCAGGCUCGCAGACAAUAGUGAUCAUAUAUACAACAAACUCAAGUCACAACACCAACGUGUGCAGUAUCACAUGUUAUCAGUGAAAUUUAAACAAGAUUGUCUUGGGAACAAUUUUAAAAUGUUUGUUGUUGAGAUUGUGGACCACACUUUAUUAUUGUAACACAUUGUAGUCUGAUGGAAUAUUGUUCAGCAAAGAAUAAAUGUGCAUAUGUCA
Molecule: messenger RNA, 10497 nt
Organism: Pecten maximus
Lineage: Eukaryota; Metazoa; Mollusca; Bivalvia; Pectinida; Pectinidae
Product: unconventional myosin-VI-like
Exons: 32
Coding region: 130-3909 (1259 amino acids)
Biological process (GO): vesicle transport along actin filament; actin filament organization; endocytosis
Cellular component (GO): cytoplasm; actin cytoskeleton; endocytic vesicle
Molecular function (GO): actin filament binding; ATP binding; microfilament motor activity
Source: RefSeq, a predicted model, not a curated record